GCACUGCAGAAACCAGUGUGAGCCUUCCCACUCCUUAUCAGGAGAGGCUGAGAGCAGGAUGAAACCAGCACUCUUCUAAAGGAGAGAGUUGCUUCAUGAUCUCGGCUUAGAAGUUGCCUCGACAUUUUCAGCCCCCUCUUUGCAGAGGAGAAACCAGCUGCAUGUUUGCUGCAACCUCUGUCUCUGCAGAUAGGGAUUUAUCCACUGUAGUAAGUCCUGCUGCUUUAGACAUCAACUGAGGCACCUAAAUCUCAUUCUUCUUCCAACGACUUCACCUCUGCUAGAAAUAGCCUGUUUGAAACUUCCUUUCAGCAAGCUUCUCAGAAAGCGUUCCGGGAGAUAUGAAUGCCACCCAUGCCCAGAGCAAUGUCAGCAACAUUAGCACUGCUGUGGAAUUGUUCCAGCUCAUCCUAUACACCCCCACCUUCACCCUGGGACUGCUGUUCAAUGCCAUGGCUCUGUCAGUCCUGUUUUUCAAGGUUAAGAAGCUGUCAGAAUCCACAGUGUACAUGAUAGCCCUUAUUUUCCUGGAUACUUUGUUGCUGUUUACUCUUCCUUUUAAAAUCGUUUCCUACCACCAACAGGGCAGAUGGAAUUUGGGAUCUGUGUUUUGUUCCACCUUGGAGAGUCUUUACUUUGUGAACAUGUAUGGCAGCAUCCUCAUCUCCCUCUGCAUCUGUGUAGACCGGUACAUUGCUAUCCAGCAUCCCUUCACGGCUUCUGCCCUGAGAUCUACCAAGAAAGCUGCCAUGAUCUGUGCAGUCAUCUGUCUGGGCACCUCAGCUGGCACAGUCUCCACCUUCCAAUUGCAUGGAGAGGGAAAGAACAUCUCCUCCUGCUUCCAUAACUUCUCCAAGAGCACAUGGGAAAACAUAGGCCUGUUCAGUGCCUUGGAGACUGUCUUCUUCACCAGCACAGCAGUCAUGACCUUCUGCACUGCUCAGACUGUCAGGUGCUUGAGGAAGCACAGGAGAUCAGAAAAGCCCCAAGCAGACAUGACCAGAGCAGAGAAGAUAGUGGUGACAAACCUUGCUGCGUUUUUGGUCUGCUUCACCCCCUACCACGUGGCUUACUUCCUGUACUUUUUGGUGAAGAACAGCAUCAUCCACACCAGCUUCCAGCAAGCACUACGGCACACGGUGCAGGUCACCCUGUGCUGGGCAAACCUGAACUGCUGUCUGGAUGGGCUGUGUUACUAUUUUGUUUUAAAGGAGUCCUUGGAAGACCCAUCACAAACCAGCAAAAAAACAGCCAAGCAGAAGCCUUGAUCCACAUGCUGCAUGCUAGGUACUUGGGGUGAUGGGUGGAGAGGUUUUUGUGGGAAGAGCAGGGUCCUGCACUACUUACCUAAGCAAUUUACUUUAAAUGCUCAGAGCUGGAAAUGCUUCAUAAAAACCAGAACUAAGUCCUCUCCCAGAAGAGUGCUUCUAACUUUCCUUGUUUCCUUUCAUGACAUUUUGUGCUAACAUUUACAGGUAAGAAUCAAUUGAAUGAUUCCUGUAAACGUUGGUUCCUAGCUCUUCGGAUGAGAUUCUUUACUUUGAAAGCAAAACAAAAUAAUAAAUCAUUCACUUCUC
Molecule: messenger RNA, 1577 nt
Organism: Pogoniulus pusillus (Red-fronted tinkerbird)
Lineage: Eukaryota; Metazoa; Chordata; Aves; Piciformes; Lybiidae
Product: G-protein coupled receptor 55-like
Exons: 2
Coding region: 342-1268 (308 amino acids)
Biological process (GO): phospholipase C-activating G protein-coupled receptor signaling pathway; positive regulation of Rho protein signal transduction
Cellular component (GO): plasma membrane
Molecular function (GO): G protein-coupled receptor activity
Source: RefSeq, a predicted model, not a curated record